AUGGUAGUCGGGGCACAGCUGGGGGCUGACCCUGCUGGGAUGGGGGAGGGGGUUGUCAACUGUGUCUGUGCUGAGCCUGCUGGCAGGGCAAACCCCAGCCAUAAGCCCACCAUUGUGAAGGAAGCCUGGAGGGUGCAGUUGAUGCAUAUGCCAGCUCCCAGUCCUGAGACACCCAUUGAGGAGUUCACCCCAACACCAGCGUUCCCUGCCCUCCAGUACCUGGAGUCUGUCGACGUGGAGGGAGUGGCCUGGAGGGCAGGGCUUAGGACAGGAGACUUCCUCAUAGAGGUACACAGGGUGAACGUGGUGAAGGUGGGCCAUAAGCAGGUGGUGUCUCUGAUUAGACAGGGGGGCAACAGCCUGCUGAUGAAGGUGGUCUCUGUCACACGCAAACCUGAGUCUGAGGAGGUAGUCCGCAAGAAAGCUCCCCCGCCACCUAAAAGAGCCCCCAGCACCACCUUGACGCUGCGCUCCAAGUCCAUGACUGCCGAACUGGAGGAACUGGCUUCCGUCCGGAGGAGGAGAGGAGAAAGGCUAGAUGAGAUGCUAGCGCCCCAGGAGCAUUUGACGUUACGUUCCCAGCCCACAGAGGCCGACUACAGAGCUGCUACUGUCAAACAGAGACCUACCGGCAGGAGAAUCACAUCAGCAGAGAUCAGCUCGCUGUUUGAGAGGCAGGGCAUGGCACUGCAUGGUGGGCUCCACCCAGGGAUGGAGAGGGGUCAUAUGCAGCUGCCUAGAGGGAUGUCCAGGACCAAGUCAUUCGGUGCGACUGAGGAGGACCGACUGUCGGCUUUGGCUGGAGAACACCGUUUCCCCCGGAGCUCUUCCAUGACUGACAGCCUCCGAGACCACUCCCACUCCCAUUCUAUCCCGCCCCCUCCCCAGACUGCCCCCCCUCCACCCCCCUCCCUCUACUACCUGGACACAGGCCCUCCCCCCGCCUUCUGCCCCCCUCCUCCCCCUGCCAGGGGUCAAGGUCAGGGUCAUGAUCCUGGAGGUCGUUCCAGCUUCAAGCCCUCCUCCCUGGACCUGGACCGGCCCUACGACCCAUCGCCCCGCCAGUCUUCCCAUCUCGAACGCCAGAAGAAGACAAGGUCAAUGAUUAUUCUACAAGACUCCUCCCACUUACCCGUGGAGCCCACCGACAUCCCCCGCCCCUCUGCCUCCGCUACACCACCCGAGCGAAUUAAAAGGAAAGGCCGGGUGAUUGACAACCCGUACGCCAAUGUGGGACAGUUUAGUAUUGGGUUGUACACGCCCACCAAGCCCCAGCGCAAGAAGAGCCCUCUGGUGAAACAGCUACAGGUGGAGGACGCUCAGGAGAGAGCCAGCAUCGCCUUGGCUGCCGCCCACUCCCGAGAGCCCUCCCCCUCAGGUCGACACCCACACACCCACGGCCACACACACACCAGCCGGGCCGACUACUACCAGCAGCAGCUGAUGGUGGAGCGCGAGCGUAUGCGUCUCCAGGGAGAGGCCCUGCUACAGGGGAAAGGUCCGUUCGCUGCCGCUAUCGCCGGCGCUGUGAAGGACCGAGAGCGCCGUCUAGAGGAACGGAGGAAAUCAACAGUCUUCCUGUCGGUGGGGACCAUAGAGGGGGGGUCUGGAUCUGUUCCUGAGGCCCCCUCCUACACCACAUCUCGCUCCAUCGAUGAGCGCCUGCUCAGCAGAGAAUUUGGCCAGCUGCCACCCCCUGCCCUGGCCCUGCGUCCCUCACCUGGUGGCACUACCUUCAUCCACCCACUCACAGGGAAGCCCCUGGAUCCUAACUCGCCCCUGGCUCUUGCGCUGGCCGCAAGAGAGCGGGCACUUACCUCCCAGACCCAGUCCCCCGCCAGCAGCCCUGAGCCCAGGACUAAACAGGAAAGGGCUGGGGCUGUGGCUGGAGGUCAGGGGGCUUCGCUCUUCAUCGACAGCCAGACCAAAGAGCCUCAGCAUGGGGACAGGAGUCCGGGGUCGCCCCAGGCUGGUAAACCCCAGUGGGGAGCAUCCUCACCCGCCUUGCUUCGCCAGGAGAUGGAGGGAAGAGUAGAGGAGAGGAAGGAGGAGAGGAGAACGGAGGAUAAGAAGAGUUUGUUGAUCAGUAUCAUGGACACAUCCCAACAGAAGACGGCUGGACUAAUCAUGGUCCAUGCCACCAGUAACGGCCAGGCAGUGGGGCUGGAACCAGGGCUGGAGCAGACCCCCACCUCCCCAGCCACCGAGCCCAGUAAACCCUCCCUCAGUCGGGUUCCAUCGCCCAGCCCCUCUGCCUCUCAGCCCCAGGCCCAGCCCCAGGCCCAGCACCCCUCCAGCCCAGCCCAGGCUACCUUGGCCCAGGGUAGUUCAGAGGAAGAUGUGGAGCCCUACACAGUGAGCCUACCUCCAGCCAUGCUGUCCUCAAGUGAUGAGGAGACCAGAGAGGAGCUGAAGAAGAUCGGGGUGCUCCCACCUCCGGAUGAGUUCGCCAAUGGAUUGCUGGCCAAGGCACAAGCACUGGAACAAGCCCAAGCCCAAGCCCAGGGAACCCCUGUACCCCAGUCUAAAUCCGUCACCUCCCCCACAACAUCUACCACCCCUACUGCCCUCAUACCUUCCACCACCACCCCAACCCCCAGCCUGACCCCCACCUCCUGCCUGACCCCCACCCAGCCUCAGGGCCCUCCUCUCCAGCCUUCCGCCGGAGGAGCAGUCGUCUCAGGGAAGCCCUCGGACCCGGACCAGUCCCAUCCUCCAGCCCUGCUGGCUGAGUCUGGUUCAGCAGCAGACUCUGGUGUGGAGGAGGCAGACACACGCAGCUCCAGUGAGAGAGAGCGAGACCACCACCUGGAGACCACCAGCACCGUGUCCACCGUCUCCAGCAUGUCCACUCUGUCCUCGGAGAGUGGUGAGCCCGCCGACACACAUACCUCCUAUGCCGAUGGGCAGCCCUUUGUGCUCGACAAGCCACCAGUGCCUCCCAAGCCCAGGCUAAAAUCCCACAUCGGAGGCAGUAAAGGCCCGGUAACCUUCAGGGACCCGUUGCUGAAGCAGAGCUCUGACAGCGAGCUGUUAUCCCAGCAGCAGGCAGCUGCUCUUGCUGCAGCAGCGGCCGGAGGGGCAGGGCUGGGGCAUGGAGGCCUUGGGUCUGGAGGCCUUGGGUCUGGAGGCCUGGGGUCAGGCUCUAUAUCUGGUCUGGUGGGAGGCCCUGGGAGGCCCCGCUACCUCUUCCAGAGGAGGUCCAAGCUGUGGGGGGACCAGAUGGAGGCGCGAGGACCCGGGGUGGGGUUAGGGAUGGGGAGUCUUGGCAGUCUAGGGGGGUUGGGGCUAGGGCUGGGGGGUGAGGAGGGAGGCAAACCAUCGGUGAUUGGGGAACUGAGUUCCAGACUGCAGCAGCUGAAUAAGGAUACCAGGUCUCUGGGGGAGGAGGAGCCACUGGGGGCAUCGCUGGACCCUGGGAGGAAGUCCCCUGUGACAGGCGCCAGACUUUUCAGCAGUCUAGGAGAGCUCCACACCAUUUCCCAGAGAAGCUACGGCACUUCCUACACCAUCCGGCCUGGCAGCCGCUACCCAAUAACACGCCGAAUCCCAAGCCCCGGCUCGGGCUCCCCAGAUCGUGGUGACCCCCUAAGUCGAUUCCCAGGCUUCGGCUUACCCAUUUCGCCCACCACGCCGCCCCACACCAUCCUCAAGUCAUCCAGCCUCAGCCUGCCCCAUGAGCCCAAAGAGGUGCGCUUUGUUAUGAGGAGCUCCAGCGCCCGGUCCCGCUCACCGUCUCCCUCUCACUCUCCUGGACUGGGCUCGCCCCUCCUGGCCCUCAGGCCCUUCCACCAGAAGCCCCUCCACCUGUGGAACAAGUACGACGUUGGAGACUGGCUGGAGAGCAUCCACCUGGGGGAGCACAGGGCCGGCUUUCAGGAGCAUGAGAUUGAGGGCUCCCACCUGCCAGCACUCACCAAGGACGACUUUGCUGAGCUGGGGGUGACGCGGGUGGGACACCGCAUGAACAUCGAACGAGCACUCAAACAGCUGCUGGAGAGCUGACCCCUGCCCUGAGAGAGAGAUAGAGAGAGAGAAAGAAAGAAAGAGGGAGAGAGAGGCGGGAAGAAAGAGGGAGAGAGAAAAAUGGAUAGACCACCCCAGUUUUACACCAAUUCCAUUUUAGGUCGCUGCUUUUCAUUUAUUUUUAUUCUGAUGUGUCUGAAAGUUUCAGUGAUAGCGUUCAUAUGCAUCUCUCAGCACUGCACUGAAUUAUGAAGUCCCUCCCCCAUCUCACAACCUAUCAGAUGAGUCCUCUGAAAGAGGCACAUAAACUCUUUGCAGAACACAAUCUCGCAUGAGCUCCGAUUUGAACAUUUCAUUUGUGACUGCUUGAGUUGCUCCUUUAGUCACACCUUUAACCUAUCCCACAGACCUUUCCUUCGCUGUACCGCUCUUCUUCUCCCUGUCCCUCCAUCUCUUUCCCUCCUGUUCAUUUUUUGCCUCUGAAGGAUCCCCAGUUUGUGUGAAGAAGAGGAGGAUGAAUCUCGUUCCAAACGGAAAGUUCAGUUGCCUUUCAGAAUAUUCUUACAGAGAUCAGCUACGGUGAACACAGGAGUAAAGACGCAGUACUGACCUAGUAUUGACAUAGAACUGACAUACUGAUACAGUACUGACACAGGCCUCUCUCCACUCUGCCUGGCAUUGUGUUUAACACUUGUGCCCAGAGACAGAGUUUGGUGUUGGAGACCACGUGGGGAGAACUCAUCUAUCCUGGGACCGUCUCACGGACUGACUGUGCUAUCUAUUAUAUUUGGAGAAUGUUUAACCAACACUAGUGGCUUUUUUCAUAAUCAAAACAUUUGCUUUGGGUUUCCAAAGGGAAUAUUAUAAAUAGAUAUAAUAUAAAUGUAUUUAAAUAGCUUUGAGGGGGAAAAAAACGACAGAACGUUGAAAAAAGAUACGUUAUAUACAGAGCAUCUGACUCCUACUUCUAGACAGAGUACAGAGAGAAAACUU
Messenger RNA from Salmo salar (Atlantic salmon), 4959 nucleotides. The record is from RefSeq and is a predicted model, not a curated record. NCBI's taxonomy places the organism in Eukaryota, Metazoa, Chordata, Actinopteri, Salmoniformes, Salmonidae.